AUGUCAGCCAAUACAUCGGUGCCAACUUCUAAAGCUGUGCCUUACUAUUUGCCGCAACCUGAUACUCCUGCUGGCACAGCAUUCCAUCCUCAGCCGAAUGGUGCAGCACUUCCAAAGGUUUUUCAGCCAUUGAAGGUUAAAAACGUUACAUUUCAAAAUAGAAUCCAAGUUUCUCCAAUGUGUAUGUACUCUGCAAAUGAUAACCUUGAAGCAACUCCGUUCCACUUAAUCCAUUAUGGAAGUUUUUUAUCCAAGGGACCCGGGCUAACCAUCGUUGAAUCGACUGCAGUCUUACAUGAAGGAGCUUUGUCACCUCAUGACUUGGGAUUAUGGACUGAUGAGCAGGCUACAAAGUUGAAAGAAAUUGUUGACUAUUCCCAUGCUCAAAAGCAAUCAAUAGCUAUUCAAUUGGGGCACGGUGGUAGAAAAGCCAGUGGUCAGCCACUUUGGGUUCAUUUGGAGCAAAUAGCAGAUGAGUCAGUAGGUGGAUGGCCAAACGAUGUCGUUGCACCGAGUGCAAUUAAAUUUAGACCCAAAGGCAACUAUUUAACGCCAAAGGAAAUGAGUAAGGAUGAGAUAAAGAGAACAGUGAAAGCUUUCGGUUUAGCCGCAAAGAGAGCCGUAGAGAUAGCUGGUUUUGAUGCAGUAGAGAUACAUGGUGCUCACGGCUAUCUAAUUAAUGAAUUUUUGAGUAGUAUAUCAAACAAGAGGACCGACGAAUAUGGUGGUUCAUUUGAGAAUAGACUUAGGUUCUUGAGUGAAGUUAUUGACGAGAUUAAAUCAAGUAUCUCAAAAGAUGUGCUUCUCAUGCUUAGAAUUUCUGCUAGCGAUAACGCUGAAAGCGAUCCCGAGUCUUGGAAAGUAGAAGAUUCGAAGAAGUUGGCGAAAAUUGUCGCUGAAAAGGGCAUCGAUAUCAUUGACAUCUCAUCCGGGGGUAAUGACUACAAACAGGAUAGAAGGGGGACUGUUGCCUUUAAUGCAGAGCUUGCUCGUGAAGUGAAAAAAGCUGUGGGUGAUUCCGCUAUUAUUUCUUGUGUUGGUGGAUUAAAUGAUCCAAAGGAAACGAAUAGAAUGAUCGAGGAAGGUUAUUUCGACCUUGUUGCAAUUGGGAAAGGGUUCUUGAAAUCUCCUAGCUUAGUCUGGGAGUGGGCAGAUGAAUUGAAUGUCAAGAUUCACCAAAUUCCUGAAUAUUUCUGGCCAUUCUAUCCUAAAAGGGAGGGCAUAGUGGAACUCAUUAAAAGACAAGAUGCAAAUCCUUAG
This is a messenger RNA of Priceomyces carsonii, 1260 nucleotides long. It is a transcript of the gene OYE32, whose product is annotated as Oye32p. Gene Ontology annotation, cellular component: intracellular anatomical structure. Gene Ontology annotation, molecular function: FMN binding; NADP binding; NADPH dehydrogenase activity. The record is from RefSeq and is a predicted model, not a curated record. Lineage: Eukaryota; Fungi; Ascomycota; Pichiomycetes; Serinales; Debaryomycetaceae. The transcript has a single exon. Bases 1 to 1260 code for a protein of 419 amino acids.